Molecule: messenger RNA, 667 nt
Organism: Zophobas morio
Lineage: Eukaryota; Metazoa; Arthropoda; Insecta; Coleoptera; Tenebrionidae
Product: mitochondrial calcium uniporter regulator 1-like
Exons: 7
Coding region: 27-629 (200 amino acids)
Cellular component (GO): mitochondrion
Source: RefSeq, a predicted model, not a curated record
UUAACCUAAUUUAAAACGAAUAACGCAUGAGACUACAUCAAUGGAGAUUUAUAACUUCCUACAUAAAUAUAAUAUGUCAUUUUUCUAACGCACCUAAAUUUGACACAUACGAAGUCGUGAAAAAAUUGCAAAAAGCUGGCUUUAAUAAUGAACAGGCUUCUGUAUUAUGUGACACCCUCAAAGAUACAACAGACUCAUCCUUUUCUCGGAUAGACGAAAUAAAAAUUUCACGAGAGGACCAUAAUCAGUUUGCUGCAGCUAUUGACCUGAAAUUUUCAAAUUUAAAAAACGAAAUUGAAAUUUUGGAUAAAUCGAAAUUUACUCUUGUCAAAUAUGAACAACAGAAAAUACAUGCCGAUUUGGAAAAGUUGCGUUUAAGUCUUAACGAUGAGAUAGCCAAGUUGCAGGCCCACCUGCGUUUAGAUUUCAGUUUAGAAAAAGGCCGCAUUCGCGAGCUCCACGCGCAACAGUCGCAAGCGAUCCAGGAUGCUAGAAACCACGUGGACACAGAAACGGAAAGACUAAAAACUUUGAUCGAGCAAGGGAAGUUGGAUUUUCUUAAGUAUUUUUUUGGCGCAAUGAUUUCCGGAAUUUCGUUGGGCUUUGCUUAUAUGAGGCUUAGCAAGUAAAAAUAAAUUGUUGGCACUAGAGUUUCAUUAAAUAUUUU